Capra hircus (goat) is the source of this 2405-nucleotide messenger RNA. It is a transcript of the gene MED28, whose product is annotated as mediator complex subunit 28. Gene Ontology annotation, cellular component: mediator complex. Bases 28 to 564 code for a protein of 178 amino acids. The transcript has 4 exons. NCBI's taxonomy places the organism in Eukaryota, Metazoa, Chordata, Mammalia, Artiodactyla, Bovidae. The record is from RefSeq and is a predicted model, not a curated record.
CAGCUCCAGGCACCCGCCAUUUUAAAAAUGGCGGCUUCACUGGGAGGCAUGUUCUCUGGACAGCCACCCGGACCCCCGCAACCUCCGCCGGGGCUCCUGGGCCAGGCUUCGCUUCUUCAGGCCACGCCAGGCGUUCCGAGAACUUCUAACAGUACCUUGGUGGACGAGUUGGAGUCAUCUUUCGAGGCUUGCUUUGCUUCUCUGGUGAGUCAAGAUUAUGUCAAUGGUACAGAUCAGGAAGAAAUUCGAACUGGUGUUGACCAGUGUAUCCAGAAAUUCCUGGAUAUUGCAAGACAGACAGAAUGUUUUUUCCUACAAAAAAGAUUGCAGUUAUCUGUCCAGAAACCAGAUCAAGUUAUCAAAGAGGAUGUCUCAGAACUGAGGAAUGAAUUACAGCGAAAGGAUGCUCUGGUCCAGAAGCACUUGACAAAACUAAGACAUUGGCAGCAGGUGCUGGAGGACAUCAACAUGCAGCACAAGAAGCCAGCCGACAUCCCUCAGGGCUCCCUGGCCUACCUCGAGCAGGCGUCUGCAAAUAUCCCUGCACCGAUGAAGCAAACCUGAGGAAAGGCCACCUGCACACUAGCUGGUGCCUGAGUCAGCCCAAACACUGUUUUGCUAAACAUCUCUUCUUGUAGACUUGACAUUUUGGGAGAACUCUUUGCCAGAGAAUGAGAUGAUUUUCGUUUUGUGCUCUCACCUAAAAUUUUCCCCUUAUUUUUCUAAGUGUUAUUUCUUGAGUACUUUAUAAAAUGCUUAUUGCUGUGGUAAACCAAGUAUAUUGUCAUUAGCAAAGUUUAAGACUGUUAGUGUGAUGCUAUUUACAGAUUUCUUUUAUGUUGUUGUUUUUUAUGCUUGCUUUUAUGUUGUUUUUAUUUUUGUAUGACUCAAUUUCUCUGUAUUUCCAGUUUUAGAUUAGUUUGUAUGAUAUGAUCUGAGCUGCAUAUCAGAGGAUGAGGAUUUUGGUUGUAGGCUUCCAUGAUAAUUUACUGUUCAAUGGCAGUCUAUAAAAAUAUGCAAAUUUUCUGUUUUUCAAGACUUUGAACUACCUCAAGAAGAGGAGUCUAAUGCACAGUGUAAAACUUCCAGAGCCUCACAGUGAGAAUAUUUUAUAAAUAGAUCAGAAGAGGAAGAGGAUUAUAAUAUCAUAGGUUAGUAUAGUGACUGUUGCUGUACUGCAGUAACCUAGUGCUUUAGAAAUCCAGUAGCAUCCUUGAAUCAAUGUUGACUUUUAUUUGGGAUAAGUUUACCUUUUGUGUAGGGUUUUAUUUACUUUUGGGGCGCAGUGGUGGGAGCAGUGGUAAUGCUAGUGGUGAGAUAAGCAGUACUGAUGAUUGCUUCUGCGAUAAUGGAUCAGUUUAACGCAGUGGACCCUGCUCUCAACAGAGGCAUUGGUGAAUAUGAACUUGCUGUGAUCAUCUCUUGAGUUUUAAGUUUUGUGUGUUCUGCUCUUUUGGAGCAGAUUUUUCUGUUAACAAAGGUUCUUGCUAAUGGUGUUGAUUCCAAGGGACUGGGACCUUGAAGUGGGAGGUGGGCUGUAGGGUGCAUAGGAGACUCGGUGUUGGGAAGAUAUCUAAGCCUCUGUUGGCCACAAAGGCCAUCUCGGUUUCUCUGUUGAACUGUUGUUGAGAAAUACAAACCGGCAUUGUGCCCUGUCUCCUUAGAUAAGGCUUUCCUUUCUCUGUUGUUUACAGUCCCUCAUUAGAUUACACCCCACCACCCUCAACCAGUGCAGUACUGUCUUCUGAACAGGCAGUACUUCUGAGACUCAGUGUCUUGGCUGACUUUUUUUUCUCUGGUCUUGAAGGCCCGCCCCACCCACCUUGACAUCCACUCAAGUUUCCGUCUGGCCUGGAUGCCACCUGGUCUCCACAGCCUCUGAAGGGCCCUCCAUCACAUCCCCAGGACAGAGGACCUCUUGUUUCUUCUGCCAGCGUUACUUGGUUCUCCCUCUGGGGUUAGAGAUCUGUCUCUUUGUUCUCAUGAAAAGUAGCCAUUAUUCCCCUCUGAAUACAGAGGAACCAUGUGUUAUUUUUUUAUACAUAGUAUUUGUUUUCUUGUGCUUUUGUGUAUGGUACAUAGCCUGAGGCCAACGAAUUCCUUCAGUCAGAGUGUAUAGGUAAAGCUUUUAAAAGUUGUUUUUAAUCACAUUAUCUGAUGUCAAGGUUGUUAACCUGGUCACCUUAUGCCAGUCAGAAACUGGCAACUUUAGAGUUCUUGAUUAAACACCUAACUGAUAGCAUUUUAGACAUUCUUUCAGUAAUGAAGAGGUUCUUAGUGAAAAGUUCAGAAACUUCUAUUUGGUGCUUACUAAAAAUAUUUUGAACUAAUGGGUGUACCAGUUAUUACGAUUUCUUUAUAAAUUCAAAAGUUUUCUGUCAAAUAACAUUUCACUAAAUAUCUUU